AUGGGUCUUACCACUACACCCCAGGGCCUCAAAAUUACACCCCAUGGGUCUUACCACUACACCCCAGGGCCUCAAAACUACACCCCAUGGGUCUUACCACUACACCCCAGAGACCUCAACACUACAACCCACGUGUCUUACCACUACACCCCAGGGCCUCAACACUACACCCCAGGGCCUCAGCACUACACCCCAUGGGUCUUACCACCACACCCCAGAGCCUCAAAACUACACCCCGAGGGUCUUACCACUACAACCCAGGGCCUCAAAACUAAACCCCAUGGGACUUACCACUACACCCAGGGCCUCAAACCUACAUCCCAGGGCCUCAACACUACACCCCAGGGACUCAACACUACACCCCAGGGCCUCAAAACUCCACCCCACGGGUCUUACCACUACACCCCAGGGCCUCAAAACUACACCCCGAGGGUCUUACCACUACACCCCAUGGCCUCAACACUACACCCCGUGGGUCUUACCACUACACCCAAGGGCCUCAACACUACACCCCAGGGCCUCAACACUACACCCAAUGGGUCUUACCACUACACCCCAGGGCCUCAAAACUACACCCCACGGGUCUUACCACUACACCCCAUGUUCUCAACACUACACCCCAUGGGUCUUACCACUACACCCCAGAGCCUCAAAACUACACCCCGAGGGUCUUACCACUACACCCCAGGGCCUUAA
Messenger RNA from Mizuhopecten yessoensis (Yesso scallop), 696 nucleotides. RefSeq names its product extensin-like. The transcript has a single exon. The coding region runs from base 1 to 696 and encodes 231 amino acids. NCBI's taxonomy places the organism in Eukaryota, Metazoa, Mollusca, Bivalvia, Pectinida, Pectinidae. The record is from RefSeq and is a predicted model, not a curated record.